Alternaria arbusti is the source of this 879-nucleotide messenger RNA. RefSeq lists its product as uncharacterized. Lineage: Eukaryota; Fungi; Ascomycota; Dothideomycetes; Pleosporales; Pleosporaceae. The transcript has 4 exons. The record is from RefSeq and is a predicted model, not a curated record. Bases 1 to 879 code for a protein of 292 amino acids. Gene Ontology annotation, biological process: vesicle fusion with Golgi apparatus; endoplasmic reticulum to Golgi vesicle-mediated transport. Gene Ontology annotation, cellular component: membrane; trans-Golgi network.
AUGGCGCAAUACGGCUACGGACAGAACCCGCAAUACGGCGCUGGGAAUGCGCAAAACCUCCAAUUCUACCCGUCGUCAUUUUCGAACCAGCCAGUAUCUGGCCAUUCCACACCGUUCCAGGCAAACUACGGCGCACCGGCGAGUCAAGCGUAUCCCGCACAGUAUGGCGCGGGGUUUGCUGCACCGGGCGUGAGUGGGCAGAUGGGUAUGGGCGUGUCGGGGCUGCGGACGGGGUGGCUGGCGGCUUUUGGCACGGAAGGAUACGAUGGAGAGCCGCCGCUACUGGAAGAGUUGGGAGUGAACUUCAGGCAUAUACAGAUGAAGACGUUGGCUGUGCUGAAUCCGUUCGGUCGGAUCGACCAACAUAUCAUGGACGACAGCGAUGUGGCAGGGCCGAUACUUUUCUUCUUGAUCUUUGGGACUUCGUUACUGUUGUCUGGAAAGCUUCAUUUCGGUUACAUCUACGGCCUGGCGUUCGUUGGCACGAUCCUCCUCCACCAGAUCCUCUCCCUCAUGUCCCCGCCUGUCGUCGAAGCGACUCCAGGAGACCACGGUCACCCGCAUGGCUCACAUCUCGGCUCCUCGUUAACGUUCCCGCGAUCGGCAUCGGUGCUCGGAUACUGUCUGCUUCCUCUCGUUCUGGUAUCGAUGUUUGGAAUUAUUGUGCCGCUUGACGGGCUAUUUGGAUAUCUUCUGACGAGCUUGGCCAUCACAUGGUGUUCCUACAGCUCUAGUUCCAUGUUUACCGUUGUUGGACGCAUGACUUCCAUGCGCGGACUGGUAGCGUACCCAAUGGUUCUGUUCUAUGGCAGUUUUGGCAUCAUGGCUAUCUUCAGCUCGCGGGGCACUGGUCAGUUGGCAAAGGCGGCAGGAUCAUAA